Penicillium egyptiacum is the source of this 1224-nucleotide messenger RNA. The record is from the annotation of a GenBank genome assembly. Lineage: Eukaryota; Fungi; Ascomycota; Eurotiomycetes; Eurotiales; Aspergillaceae.
AUGGAUUCAUUGUCACUCAACAGAGCAGCUCUCGAUGAGUUCGUCACUACCCGAGUCACUCGGGAAAUGGUGGCACACCUGGCUCAACAGGCAGCCCAGGUCAUCCGAUGUGAGGCGCAUGUGACCAACACCGUCAACCAGAACGGCCAACCUACACCACCAUCCACCCCUCCAAUGGACCACUCAGAUCUCCCUGCCCUCCCCUCAAUCGAGGCCUUCAUCGCGUCACUCGUCGCUCGGUCGCAGGUGCAGGUGCCCACUCUGAUGAGCUGUCUCGUCUACCUCGGUCGUCUUCGCUCCCGUCUGCCCCCAGUCGCAAAGGGUAUGCGCUGCACUGUCCACCGCAUCUUCCUCGCCUCACUCAUCCUGGCUGCAAAGAACCUAAAUGACUCCAGCCCCAAGAACAAACAUUGGGCCCGUUACACCGCAGUGAAGGGAUUCGAAGGAUUCGGCUUCUCUCUCCCCGAGGUCAACCUCAUGGAACGCCAGCUCCUCUUCCUGCUUGAUUGGGAUCUGCGCAUCACCGAACAGGACCUCUUCACCUAUCUUGAGCCCUUCCUCGUUCCCCACCGCCAGCGUCUCAUUGCCCAAGAGCAAGAGCGCAUAGCCGAAGAGGAACACCGCCACAAACAACAACAACACCGCGAAUGGCGCCGUCUCCACGCAUCAGCGGAUCUGCUGGCCAGCCGCCUCCGCCGCCAAAAGCUCGAAGCCCGCGGUGAGACCCGUCGAAACGACAACUCCCUCCGCCGUCUUCCUAGUCACGUCUCCUGCCCAACCAUGCACAACACCCACUACGCACAGAAUGUCGAACACGAGCGCUACAACCCCUACCAGCGCCAGCGCGCAUCCCCCAGCCGAAUCAACCGCUCUGUCUCCCCACCAUCCGUACGCGACGUGCCAGCGCUUUCCCACGCCGAGACAUUCAACUCUCUCUGCUCACGCUCGUCCAGCCUCGCCCCAAGCUCAAGAGGCACACCGGCCUCCAUCAGCACAGUUUCAUCCGGCGCAGAUGACCUCAUGGUCACGGACUCAAACCAGAGCCCGUCAUCCCUCUAUGGUUACGUGAACGUCCCCCAGCUCGAAUCUAAGAAGUCUUUCGAGCCUAUCCGCCAGCCAUCCAAGAAGCUGAAGACCAGCAACCACGCGCACAGCGGUGGCUUUGUGGCUCGCUUCCUGGCCUCUGCUACAGGCUCCUACAUGGGUGGUCGUCGGUCUCACUAA